Messenger RNA from Amoebophrya sp. A120, 268 nucleotides. Lineage: Eukaryota; Dinophyceae; Syndiniales; Amoebophryaceae. The record is from the annotation of a GenBank genome assembly.
GAGAGUUCUUGGAAACCGCACCCUGUGACGCGGAUUCCCGACGAUGGACCGACCACGCUAUGGAUCUGUAUGGCCGCGGGCCAAGCGCAAAGCUUCGGCGCCAUCGGGUGGAACAGGAUAGGCGUUUUCGUGUUGACUGCGGUAACGACGCUUUUUCUUGGCGUUUUUGUGUUGACUACUUUAAAAGGAGUUUGAUGUCUUCCACCACACUACGUGACGAAGCCAGCGAUCACAUGCUAAAGCAGUUGAAGCGCAAGGAUUGCCUACU